GCGAAGGCGAGAGGUGGCAGGUUCGACGGCCGCGUCGCAGUUUUACGGCAGCGUGGUUCGGUGCCGUCGUGCGGCGGCCAGCGGUAGCCAAUGAGAGCGGCGUCCCCGCCCCCACGCAAGCGCCGCAAAGUGCGGACGAGUCGCGGCGGGGUUGGCGCGUGUGGGCGUUGUCACGAUGGAAGCCAAAAGUAAAAAGAAGUUCGUAGGAAAGGGUGGAAGAGUGCCUCAUGGGAAAGCAACACACGGAAAAAAGAAAUUUAAGAAAGAUAAUGAUUCUGGUCCUCCAAAGAGAUUCCAUAACAAAGGAGAUGAGGAGGCGAAGUCUAAAUCCAUUACCAAGAAAUUCGUGAAAGGAAACUUAAGACCUGGAAAAGCUAGUGUCAAACAAUUCAAGAAUAAACAGCAAUCAGAAAAAAAUGGAAAGAAGAGAAAGCUCCAAGAUGGUGAAGAGAAAGGGCCGGAUUCUAAGAAGCCUAAAUGGAAUGAAUUCAAAAAGAAAAGGAAAGAAUUAAAGCAAAGCAGACAACUUAAUGACAAAAGCAAUUAUGACAUAGUUGUAAAAUCAAAGCAAAUAUGGGAAACUGUGAGAAGGAAGAAAUGUGAGAAAGAGAAGCGAGAAAAGCUAAUGAAUGAGCUACAAAAGCUGCUUCACGGGAAAAUUAAAAGUCUGGCAUUUGCACAUGAUUCAACUAGAGUGAUCCAGUGCUUUAUUCAAUAUGGUAAUGACAAGCAAAGGCAAGAGACAUUUGAAGAGCUAAAAGAUAGCCUUGUAGAGUUGAGCAAAUCUAAAUAUUCCAGAAAUAUUGUGAAGAAGUUUCUUAUGUAUGGGACAAAACCACAAGUUGCAGAAAUAAUGAAAAGUUUUAAAGGCCAUGUGAGAAAAAUGCUCCGUCAUGCUGAAGCGUCUGCUGUAGUGGAAUAUGCAUAUAAUGACAAAGCCAUUUUGGAGCAAAGGAAUAUGCUAACAGAAGAGCUAUAUGGAAACACUUUCCAAGUUUAUAAGACACCGGUUCAUGCAACACUGGAUAAAGUGUUAGAAGCUCAACCUGAAAAGAGAGAGGCCAUUCUGGAUGAAAUGAAACAAAUUCUUACACCAAUGGCACAGAAGGAGGCUGUGGUAAAACAUUCACUGGUACAUAAAGUAUUUUUGGACUUUUUCACUCAUGCUCUUCCGAAGCAAAGAUCUGAGAUGAUAGAAGCUGUCAGGGAAGCUGUCAUCUACCUGGCACACACUCAUGAUGGAGCCCGAGUAGCAAUGCACUGUUUAUGGCAUGGUACUCCCAAGGACAGAAAAGUCAUUGUGAAAACCAUGAAGACAUAUAUUGAAAAAAUAGCAACGGGUGAAUUCUCUCAUUUGGUCUUGCUGGCAGCAUUUGAUUGCAUCGAUGAUACUAAACUUGUGAAACAGUUAAUAAUAUCUGAAAUAAAUGCUUCCUUGCCUAGUAUAAUAAAGAACAAACAUGGAAAGAAGGUCUUGUUGUACUUGCUAAGUCCCAGAGACCCUGCACAUUUUGUGCCAGAAAUCAUCACACUUCUGCAACAGGGAGAUGGAAAUGCCUAUAGUAAGAAAAAUACAGAACUCCGUCGCCAUGAACUCCUGGAAGCCAUUUCCUCACCUUUGCUAGAGUAUUUGCAAGAACAUACUCAAGAAGUAGUGAUGGACAAAAGUUCUUUUGUCUUAGUUGCUGACAUCUUAGGAACAGCUCUUGGAAACAUACAGCCCACACUAGAUGCGAUUGCUAAUUUGGCAACAGAAGAGCUUGUUCCAGGUGGUUGCGAUGGGCAGCUUCACAUUGCAGAGCAUCCAGCAGGCCAUCUAGUUUUGAAAUGGUUAAUAGAGCAGGAUGAAAAAAUGAGAGACAGUGGAAAAGAAGUUUGUUUUGGAAGAACAUUGGUGGAACGUGUUGGUAUUGAAAAUAUGAAGUCAUGGGCUGAAGUGAAUCGAGGCGCCAUUGUUCUUUGUUGCCUUCUCCGGAGCACUGAUCAAAAAGUGGCAAAUACAGUCAGAAAAGGACUGAGAAGUCUUGUCCCAAAAUUGAAGCAAAAUAAAAAUGCAAAAGGUAUAGAAGCGUUAUUAGAGAAAUUGACUUCCUCAUGUAAGAGAAGCUAAAGAGACCAACUACAUCAGUGGAGCCAACUGUGAGUUGUUAAGACUUUGCAUGGUGCUAUAUUUUAAGAAGCAUUGUAUGCAUUUGUAAAAUAAACCAUCUCUAAAAUGA
This is a messenger RNA of Rhea pennata, 2219 nucleotides long. RefSeq names its product pumilio RNA binding family member 3 (gene PUM3). The record is from RefSeq and is a predicted model, not a curated record. The transcript is spliced from 18 exons. Gene Ontology annotation, molecular function: mRNA binding. The coding region runs from base 176 to 2110 and encodes 644 amino acids. Gene Ontology annotation, cellular component: nucleolus. Gene Ontology annotation, biological process: regulation of translation. Lineage: Eukaryota; Metazoa; Chordata; Aves; Rheiformes; Rheidae.